Messenger RNA from Phoenix dactylifera (date palm), 1225 nucleotides. Its product is annotated as glycolipid transfer protein 3-like. NCBI's taxonomy places the organism in Eukaryota, Viridiplantae, Streptophyta, Magnoliopsida, Arecales, Arecaceae. Gene Ontology annotation, cellular component: cytosol; cytoplasm; membrane. Gene Ontology annotation, molecular function: ceramide 1-phosphate binding; ceramide 1-phosphate transfer activity. The record is from RefSeq and is a predicted model, not a curated record. Gene Ontology annotation, biological process: ceramide transport; intermembrane lipid transfer.
CCUGAACGACAGAAGGUGAUACAACAGCUAUGGAAUGUGGGGGAGGAGAGCCCAAAUGACGCAAUGGCUAUGCAAGAAGGGGGCAGCCAUUUGCUUUCGUUGACCUCAGCCUCUUUCUUCUCCAAUGGGAUACCCAAAUGGGAGGAAGGCUUAAAUUGUCCCUUUUUGUCUCCAAAGGAUGCUAAAUAGAAAGCAGUAGUCUACCAAAAGACCAAAGUUAAGGGGUAGGAGAGCAAAAUAGAAGAAGGGAUGAAGAAAGAAGGGGAAGAACCCUUCAAAAAGAAGAAAGAGGGGGAUGAGAAGAAGGGUUGGUCAGAGAUAAGGCUUGCUGUAGAGGAGCUCUCUUUGGUGAAGCAUGAGAAGGUGGUCUCCACCCUUGUCUUCCUCAGUGUCUCCAAUUUGCUCCUCCAAGUCCUUGAUAAGAUUGGGCCGACCAUGGCAGUCCUCAGACAAGACAUCCAGCGAAAUAUCGAGAGAUUGCAAGAGCUUUACGUGUCAGAUCCAUCAAGGUAUUCAAGUUUGGCAGAGAUAUUGAAGAAAGAGGUGAGUGAGGGGACUGCAAGAAAGGCUGAAAGCCAUGCUAGAGCUAUGCUAUGGCUUACCAGGUCCAUGGAUUUCAGUAUAGCAGUAUUAGAGAGAUUAGAGAAGAAUUCUGAACUGAGCCUUGUACAAGUGGUGGAAGAUGCAUACAAGGACACUCUAAAGCCAUGGCAUGGUUGGAUAUCAUCAGCUGCUUACAAAAUUGCUCUGAAGCUCAUCCCAGAGAGAAAAAUAUUCAUCAGCUUGCUGAUGGGCAAAGGGCAAGAUUACAACAUGAUGAAAGCUGAUAUCCAGAACUUGGUCCCGUUGCUUCAGCCUCUUUUAAAUGAAAGCCAUGCCCUUUUGAUAAAGUUUGGGUUGGACAGGUUGAAAUCGACGUAGGGCAAGGUCUCGUGAUUUUUAUGAUUGUACAUAGUCCAACUUCGUUUUGUAAAUUAUCUUCAGCUUAUAUAUCUCUGGAAUUAUCCUUCUUAUUAUGUAAAUCAAAUCACCUUGGGCUUUGGUGAUAGUCAUAUUACAUUACCCAACAUUAAAAGUUAGAUGUACAUUAAUUUAUACCAGUAGAUAUUGUUCAUGAUGUCAUAGUUAGCAUUUCAAACAUUCAAAUGAGAAUUUGAAUGGAAUUUCUGUAGCUGAUCAAUGCACGGAUAAACAAGCAACAGAUAAAGUAGUUUACAGUGUAUAA